AUGUCUUUCGCUGAAGCAAAUUGCGCACGUUUGCAUAUUGACAGUAAAGUGCUAAGGUUGUUCCUUAGCGUCUUAUACAAAAGUUCUUUCAAAAUGGCAAAGAGAACAACUACAGAAGAACGAAUGGUAAAAGAGGAGGAUUCGGAAAUACUGCAUGUCACCAGCACAAUUUCGGAAAUGAAAAUUUCUGGUAGUAAACAUUCAAGAAAUGCGAAAGACAAAGUUGUGAACAUUGAAAGUGAAUAUCCGAAAACUUCUCCUGGGGAUCAAACUACAAACAGUCAACAACUAAAAAGCUUCGUUGACGAAGAGAAAGUAUCUGAACUUGACCAGGACCAGGAUCAAACACAUCCAGCAUACAUCCCUCGCAUAGGACAAUUUUUCAUGCACGAUACUCGUGAAACUUGUGAGAGAAUUACACCACAUCUGUUGUCUCGUGCUGAUUGUAAGUGGCGGCAUGAUUUAUACAACGAAAUAGAUCAGAUACCAAUGUCUAAUCAGGAAUUCGCCAAGAAGUACGGUGUAGAUCGGGAAGGAAAUCCUAUCUCUUCGACUCGAAUUCGGACAUCAACGAACGUUUGGAACGCAUCACGUUGUUUUACAAGGACACAUAAGAUUCAUGGUCAUGGGGCUAAUUAUGAAAAUAAAAGAAAAGGUGUAAAAAAACAAGAAAACGGUAAUCGUUUAUCAUUCAUUGGUAAUAUACUGAAUAAAGAACAUUCUAGUGUUUGGGAAAAUAGAAAGUUAGAUGGAGGUAAAGAAGCAGAAAGCAAGUCUGAGACAAAUAAUACUGAUGAUAAUCGUGCGAAGAUGGAAAUGCGUCUUGGUAAACGUUAUUCGACACAGCGACCAAUAAAAUCGUUUGAAAUAUAG
This is a messenger RNA of Brugia malayi, 873 nucleotides long. RefSeq lists its product as uncharacterized. The record is from RefSeq and is a predicted model, not a curated record. Gene Ontology annotation, cellular component: exon-exon junction complex. Gene Ontology annotation, biological process: mRNA processing. NCBI's taxonomy places the organism in Eukaryota, Metazoa, Nematoda, Chromadorea, Rhabditida, Onchocercidae. The coding region runs from base 1 to 873 and encodes 290 amino acids. The transcript is spliced from 6 exons. Gene Ontology annotation, molecular function: mRNA binding.